GGAGGGGCGGCUACAAUGGAGCCUCCUGCGGGCUUUGUACCCUCUCGGAAUCCAGCUGUCGCCGGGAGCUCCGAGUCCCCCGAGGGCGCCCAUUUCCGGGUCGCCCAUCACCCGGAGUGUAUUGGCAGCCUCGGUCCAGGUGAGCCCACAGCCCCUCCUGCCUUCUCGGCUUCGGACAGUCUCCAGUCUGUCCCCAAAAUGCCUGUGGACUUCAACGGGUACUGGAAGAUGCUGAGCAACGAGAAUUUCGAGGAGUACCUGCGAGCGCUCGAUGUCAACGUGGCCUUGCGCAAAAUCGCCAACUUGCUGAAGCCAGACAAAGAGAUCGUGCAGGACGGCGACCACAUGAUCAUUCGCACACUAAGCACUUUUCGGAACUAUAUCAUGGAUUUCCAAGUUGGGAAGGAGUUUGAGGAGGAUCUGACCGGCAUAGACGACCGCAAGUGCAUGACCACGGUGAGCUGGGAUGGCGACAAGCUCCAGUGUGUGCAGAAGGGUGAGAAGGAAGGGCGUGGCUGGACCCAGUGGAUCGAGGGUGACGAGCUGCACCUGGAGAUGAGAGCAGAGGGUGUGACCUGCAAGCAAGUGUUCAAGAAAGUGCACUAAGCAGCUGGAGUAGAUAACCUUGGUCUUGAGGAGCAAGUGGCCUAUGGUCAGAAGCCCCCUCUGCCUAGCACAGGGCUGAUACUGCCCAGGUAUCUUCCGGCAGAGUCUAUCUCUUCACCUCGUCUCUUUUCCUGUUCUUAAAAUGAAGCUACCCCCAAUAAAGGUGAUCUCCAUUUAA
This is a messenger RNA of Meriones unguiculatus (Mongolian gerbil), 784 nucleotides long. It is a transcript of the gene Rbp1, whose product is annotated as retinol binding protein 1. Gene Ontology annotation, cellular component: cytosol; nucleus. NCBI's taxonomy places the organism in Eukaryota, Metazoa, Chordata, Mammalia, Rodentia, Muridae. Gene Ontology annotation, biological process: fatty acid transport; retinoic acid biosynthetic process; vitamin A metabolic process. Gene Ontology annotation, molecular function: fatty acid binding. The record is from RefSeq and is a predicted model, not a curated record.